Molecule: messenger RNA, 5078 nt
Organism: Saccostrea cuccullata (small rock oyster)
Lineage: Eukaryota; Metazoa; Mollusca; Bivalvia; Ostreida; Ostreidae
Exons: 20
Coding region: 198-3806 (1202 amino acids)
Source: RefSeq, a predicted model, not a curated record
CCAACGAUUGCUUUCCGUUUGCGCAAUUCAUAAAUAGGAACAAACAAUCACAGAGUUAAAUGUAAUGUAUAUUGGAUUUGACAAAACGCGUAUUUAAUAUUUAUGAAACGCGAACAAAUCCAAUCUCUAACAGGACAACCAAAAUCAAGUAAGCUACGGUAAGUGGGUAUGAAAGAAGUAUAGAUUCAAAUUAAAGGAUGGAUUCAUCGGUAGAUGAUUUUGAGGUUGUUGAUGCUACCAAUGAUGAACAGAAAGAAGAGGGAUCCUCCGUGAAAAGUGAAGAACUCUGUGCAGGAGAAGAAUUCAGACCCUCCUUACAACUCUCCUCAUCAGGGGAAGAAAACCAAGCAACCAAUGUGACUCUGUCUUUGAAAGAUUUAGAUCUAGCUGACUUUAUUCUUGAUGACUUGUCUCUGGAUGGAAGUGAUCGCGAUUCUGAGUUUAGUUUUGUAGAAAUGCCUAAGGCACCUGAAACAGAAGUAGAGCCGGCCAUGGCCAUGAUGGGUGAAGAUUUUGCAACUACACCAGCAUCGUCAACAUGGAGUCUGUUGGACUGUGAUUUCAUUUCCGACAGCGAUGGAGAGCUUCCAGAAUCAGAGGAAAGCAGUUCCUGUUUAGCCAGUGAGGAAGAUGUAGAGAUACACAAGCAAGGAGAAAAAGAAGUCCCACCGACAGACACAGGCAAGGCAAACAAAAAGAGAGAAAAGAAAAAACGGAGAAAACGAAGGACAAAAAGGGAGGAAAGCAUGAUAAAGCAACUUUUUGGUGAACUGAGUAAAUGCCAAAAUGAGGAGGAGGAUAAACUGCCUGAUUUUGUAGAGGCUGGGUCUGCUCCCUCUGAGUCAGAUAUACCAAGCCUGGUAGUCCUGUGCAUGAGGAAGAUCCAUCUCUAUCGGAAACGGAAUCAGAUAAAGAAAUUCAUAAAAUCCUCAAACUUCCCUGUUGGAAUGAGAAAAACCGUUUUGUCUUCCAAUUUACAAUAUUCACUGACUAAAUCUAAUCUUUUAUGGCUUCAACAGAAUGUAUCAGCAUUUGAAAGCUUGAUGACCAAGGAGAUGAAUAAUGUGUACUCAAGAGACAAUGACAAGUUGAUGUUUUCAUUUUGCAUUUUAAGCAACCUUUGGAAGGAAAUGGAUAGUGCCAAUUCGGUGUUAAUUGAAGCAUGUUUUGAUAAUGGAAUAAAUGAUGCUUACUAUUUCUUUGAUAAGAGGGAAUGUUAUCUGGUUUAUGCAACACUGAUGACUUUUAUGAUGGAAAAUACAUCCAAGUAUGUUGAAGAUAAAGGAUGCAAUGGUAAAAAAUUUUCAAGAGCCCAAGGAGUUUCUGGAAAUUCUGGAAGCAAGCAGCUAGCAGUUGUACAUCAAUUUUUGAAAUCAAGGUACCCUAAGAUGACUGAGGUUUACUUCGACAAAAGUGUCCCCUAUGUGUACUGGGCUUGCGGAAAGUAUCGACAAUCCCUGCUGGCUUUUGUCAAACUGUACAAAGAGGGAUCACUGACUGAUAAGGAAAAGCUAUUCAUCAUUGGAGAAAUAGGAAGAAUGUAUGCCAUGAAAUAUGAGCCAGAAAAAGCCGUCAGAAUGUAUCGUCUUCUCGGGAAUUGUCUUAUACAGGCUAGGCCAUCUGAGAGUGAGAUGACGGAGUGCCAGACUUUAAUGCUCAUAGCAGACCUUCAAAAUCAGGGUGUGUUGACUGAAAGCAAGGCAAGAAACUUUCUGUCAUCUUGGAAAGCAGUAUUGAGAGUUUGUCCCACCAGCCGGUGUUCAGAUAUUUACCUAGAGACAGCAGAAUCACUACUGCGUUUACAUUUAGGCCAUCUACAGGAUGGAAACCAUUUGGAAAUGGUGAAAUGUAUCUUAAGGGAAUACAGCAAGCACAAUCACAAAAUUUUGUAUCAUCUGGCAUUUUUGAAUGCCAUCAUGGGGCACUCAAAAUCUUCAGACAUCAGCUAUGGGGAAUUCUUUAAAUGUUUUCAAGGACAAGACGCAGAUAUUGAUGAAGAGGCUAAAAAAUCUAUACCUGGGAUGCAGAUGGUGGAUAUCCUUAGAGAGAGAAAGCUGGCCCUGGUGCACCAACAUUAUGACCCCCUACUGUUAGCCGUUCAGAACCCAUUUGAGCCCUUGAUCUCAUUAGGUGGAGUUCCAGUUAUGAAAGUGAUAUGGAGACGUCAAUUUCAUUAUUCCUCGUACUAUACGGAUGAUAAAGGCUGUAGUGGAUUUGACAUUUCCAAUCCUGAUUUGAAGCUAAGAAUGACCAAAGAUGGCUUCAUCACGGGGGACUGUUCUAUGAUAUGUCCACCAAUAGCAAACAUUCUACUGAACCCACAUACAGGAUGCUUGACCUGUAAAUCUGAUUCUUCUGGAUUCAAUGCUUGGAAGAUGUUUCCCUUUAAAACAUCAGAAGAAUAUUAUUGUGAGGACUUAUGCACUCAUUUACCAAAUGUGGUGGAAAUUUUUCAUCACCAAGGCAAUGAUGCUUAUUUUGGCGGAAAUAGCCAACUUAAAACUGACCAAGUGAUCAAUGUACACUGGAGUGGACCUGGAAACCAAAGGGCCAAAUUCAGCCUGGUCCAAAAAUUGAAGGACUAUAUGUAUCAAAAAGUAGUGGCUGAAAUACCUGCCCAUGUGAUUGAUGGUGUAGAGCUUAAUAGAGAAGUGACUAGUCUUGUAGAGAAGUGGUACAAACAGGGACGGGCAAUAACCAGUAAUGUUGUAAAUAUAGCCGUUUCCGCUGUUAAAGAAAUGUUGGCAGACAAAAGAAAAAAGAAACAUAAAGCUAAAGGAUAUAAACCGUGUGAAUUCAAGAUGAGGUUUAUAUCUCAGCCUCAAAGGAUUGAAUCCAGUGCAGUGUUGCUCAGCAUUCAAGUUUCAGGGAAAUAUUUUUACGUGAUAAUAAAAUGCCAAGACAGAGAUAGUUUCAUAAAUCCAGUCAUAUUUCAAGCAUUUCAAGAUGACAUCGCAUUUACUUUCUCCAGAUCACCAUAUUUUUGUAUGAAGAGGCCUGAUUGGAAUACAAUUUACGACAUUGAAGGACAUGUAGUACGGAAAACUAACCUACGUCUUCACCUCUCCUGCCUCAACAUGACAAUUAUUGAAAGCAAUUUUAUCUUCUUCCAUCAGAAAAGGCUGGGUCUUCUUGACAUAAAUGAUGGAGAUACCAAAUACUUUGAUGAUUUCAUGGAGUGUGAAUUUGUUGGUGUACAACUGGACAUUUUAAUUUUAACAAAUGAAUAUGGAAUCAAGUUUGCAGAUGGAAGGAAGAAGUGUUUAAAACCCCUGACAAUUCUACUUGACAGUUCAAUAUUGCAAAGUGGCCUCCCCUUUAAGAUUAGUGAAAAUCGGGAACAAUUAAAUGGAAAUUUUUCUCAUGUCGAAGUACUCGCAGAGGAACUUGAAGAAACUGGCGCCUUUGCUGUUAACAACUGUGUCGUUCUGUUCACAGUGAACACCUCACAAGACAGUUUUAGGGAGAUAAACAUAAUAAAAGUCUUAGAACUGCCAGGAUUGCCAAUGAGGCUAAAAUUUCUUCACAAGUCACUUGGCUUCCUGGUCACAUGGACUCAACAUUCAAAGAAGGACAAAGAACACAAAUACAGAGAACACCUGUUUCAGUACAGUUACACUGGUCAGUUACUGGCUGUGCUCCCCUUUCUGGGUCAGUUACAGUCCUCCCUGUGUGUGGAGUACCUAGAGGAAGAUAAAGAAAUAACAAAAACAUAUCAAUCAUGUGGACAUAAGGGAUGGUACUUAUAUUUACAAGAUGGCAGACAGGGAGUCAUGUGUGUCAGGCUUGUCCAGGAGAGAGUGUAAUAAAGAUGUGUUCAGAGAGAGAGAGCGAGAGAGAAUGGAGUGAUGGACAUUUAAACAUAUACAAAUUUAAUAUAUAGUUGUUAGAUAGAGUUUCACUUAUGUGAGAAAGCUCAAGAUGCUAAGGUAAACUUAGAUCAAUAGUUUUGUGUAAGGGUAUUACAUUUAAUAUGAAUGUUUUCUGAAACAUUCAUUUUACCUUAAAGAGUUUUGUAAUUUAGGUAUGGAGAUUUUGAUUUUCUCUAUGCUAGAUGGUUUUUUCAAUCCAGUUUUGGAUAUCUGUGAUACUAUUUUAUUUUUUGAUUUAUUUAGCUCACCUGAACCCAAGGCUCAAGUGAUGAUUGCCGAUUAAUAACAUGUCUCAAAUGUCUGAAAUUAUUUUCACAUUUUUUCUCCAGGAAAUACUGAUUCAGUGUGUCACAAAGCAAUUCUUGAGGAAUGAAUUUUCAUAUUUGUACAAAUGGAGAGUCACACCAUUUUCAAGGGAAGUUACUCAAAAAAAUAUUGAAAAGGGUGGGGCACUUCAAGAUCUCGUCAAGAAUCAGUAAGCCAGAAAAAAUAGGUAUUGUAUUACAGCUUCUUUGAAAAGUUAACAUGAUCUCAGGUCAUGAUAUGGGGUCAAGGGUAGAAAUAAAUAUCUUAAAAAAUCAUCUCUAAAAGAACAGCAGGACCAUGAUUAAUUCACAGUGACAUAAGCAUGUUAGGAUAUUUAUAAGUACAGUUUGAAGUUCAAAAUUUCAAAUAAUGAUCAUCUAGGCAGAGAGAGGUAAAAAUUUACAAAAGUAACAAGCGUUUAGAAAAAAGGUGCGGAAAACCAAGUAGGACAGACUGACAGACAGACGGGGACAGACAGAUAGUCCAUAGUCUAUCAUACUGAAAGAAAAGCAUCUUCAUGUAGAGAUUCAAGAACAAAUUAUAUGGAAAAUGAGGUACUAAAAUUAUUUUUAAAAGCAAGAAUGACAAAGACCACAUUUUGUUAUAAAAUAUAAACUAACCAAAUAAUAGGCUUGUGCCCACGAUACAAGACUUCACUUUUAAGUCUGUGAAUGCUGUAUGUUAUGAUGGAAAUCAGAAAUUUAAUUUGAAAUUUCUGUGGGAGGCUUUAUUUACGUGUAUUUAAAUUUCAAAAGAGGUUUGCGUCAGGUGUACAUUGUUGCCCAUGGGCCUCUUAAUGGUAUAUUUGUAUACUGUUAAGACUUGAAAACCUCAUUUCUUCCCAUAUGCUCUGUGAUAUAUUUUUUUUUAUUAAAAGUACAUGUAUUUUUAUUAAAUUCA